UGCGGCGAACGGCUCGCUGAGGCGCGGGGCUCCGGGAGAGCGCUGAAAGCCGCCUCGCAGCACUCCGGGUCUUUACACUUCCGCGUCCACGACCUCGGACUAGGGUGAGGAGCCGCGCUCCCUUUUGCUCUUCGCAGUUCUCCAGAUCAUGUCCGCAGCUCCCGGGACUUCGUGCGGAAAAAGAAGUUUGCACGCUGUGGACCCAAUGACCCUGCCUAGCUGCGCGCCUCGCUGCCUGGACUGGCUCUGAGGGGCGCUACCCAGGCGGAUUUUUCUGCGGGAGGACUUUCUGUGUGUGCUGUUGUCUCUCUGGGUUUUCGCCGGAGCCCCACGCCCUCCUGCUUCAGAGUCCUGGAAGAAAGAGGCAGCUCCCUCCGCCUCCCAGCACCCCAGAAGAUGGGGAGCAAGGCCCUGCCAGCGCCCAUUCCGCUCCACCCAUCCCUGCAGCUCACCAAUUACUCCUUCCUGCAGGCUGUGAAUACUUUCCCUGCCGCUGUGGACCACCUGCAGGGCCUGUACGGGCUCAGCGCGGUGCAGACCAUGCACAUGAACCACUGGACCCUGGGGUACCCCAACGUGCACGAGAUUGCCCGCUCCACUAUCACCGAGAUGGCGGCGGCACAGGGCCUCAUGGAUGCGCGCUUCCCCUUCCCGGCUCUGCCUUUCACCACUCACCUCUUCCACCCCAAGCAGGGGGCCAUUGCCCACGUCCUCCCAGCACUACACAAGGACCGGCCCCGUUUUGACUUUGCCAACUUAGCUGUGGCCGCCACGCAGGAGGACCCCCCCAAGAUGGGGGACCUGACCAAGCUGAGCCCAGGUUUGGGCAGUCCUAUCUCCGGCCUCAGUAAAUUGACUCCGGACAGAAAACCCUCCCGAGGGAGGUUGCCCUCCAAAACGAAAAAAGAGUUUAUCUGCAAGUUUUGCGGCAGACACUUUACCAAAUCCUACAAUUUGCUCAUCCAUGAAAGGACCCACACGGAUGAGAGGCCUUACACGUGUGACAUCUGCCACAAGGCCUUCCGGAGGCAAGAUCACUUGCGGGAUCACAGGUAUAUCCAUUCCAAAGAAAAACCCUUCAAAUGUCAGGAAUGUGGGAAAGGAUUUUGUCAGUCUAGAACUCUAGCAGUUCACAAAACUUUACAUAUGCAGACAUCAAGCCCUACAGCUGCGAGCAGUGCGGCAAAGUGUUCAGGCGAAACUGUGAUCUGCGGCGGCACAGCCUGACUCACACCCCGCGGCAGGACUUCUAGAGAAGCCCAGGAUCUGUCCCGUGCCGCUGCCGCUCCCCUCCCCAGACACCUCUCCACGCCUCCCACCCGGAGGUCCCACCCCAGCCCCCUACUGACCCCAGCUCUUCCCUUGCUGCAGCCGCACCUGCAGCUCCAAGGAGUUAACUCUUCUUCGCGAGGACUGAGAACUGUAGAAAGCCCCACACGUAAAUCCCUUCACAAAGAGCAUACGCUAGUUUCUUGUAGAUAUUCACAGCUCAUUUUAGAGCUCUGUACAUAAUGUCUUUGUUUUGUUGUGUUUUUUUUUGUUUGUUUGUUUUUGUAUCUUGUUGGAUGCACCUAGAUAUGGAAAAUGGAAGCCAAAUUUAUCUUUAAAGACUGUAUUUCAAAAUAAAACUUUUUUUUGUUUGUUUCAACCUUC
Messenger RNA from Loxodonta africana (African savanna elephant), 1653 nucleotides. It is a transcript of the gene OSR2, whose product is annotated as odd-skipped related transciption factor 2. The transcript is spliced from 4 exons. NCBI's taxonomy places the organism in Eukaryota, Metazoa, Chordata, Mammalia, Proboscidea, Elephantidae. Gene Ontology annotation, cellular component: nucleus. The record is from RefSeq and is a predicted model, not a curated record. Gene Ontology annotation, molecular function: RNA polymerase II transcription regulatory region sequence-specific DNA binding; DNA-binding transcription factor activity, RNA polymerase II-specific. Gene Ontology annotation, biological process: urogenital system development; embryo development; regulation of transcription by RNA polymerase II. Bases 397 to 1227 code for a protein of 276 amino acids.